Molecule: messenger RNA, 3508 nt
Organism: Manduca sexta (tobacco hornworm)
Lineage: Eukaryota; Metazoa; Arthropoda; Insecta; Lepidoptera; Sphingidae
Gene: Abp1
Product: drebrin-like protein
Exons: 9
Coding region: 124-1788 (554 amino acids)
Biological process (GO): regulation of actin filament polymerization; positive regulation of dendritic spine morphogenesis; positive regulation of axon extension
Cellular component (GO): dendrite; postsynaptic membrane; lamellipodium
Molecular function (GO): actin filament binding
Source: RefSeq, a predicted model, not a curated record
CAGUUGUCAAAUCGGAAAAAAUUGUCUGUGGCCAAAAUUGUUGUGAGUCAGACGAAUUUUAUUCCGGUUUUCAUUGUGAUUCUCCUAUUUUAUUUCUUAUUGAAUUAGUACAAAUAAUGUAAAAUGGCUAUAAAUUUAGAAAAACACAAGGAAGCUUUAAUCAGUGCGUGGAAAGACGUAUUAGAUGAGAAAACAGAUACAAAUUGGGCCUUAUUCGGCUAUGAUGGGUUAUCAAACGACCUCAAGUUUGUCAGUAAAGGAGACGGGGGUCUCAUAGAGUUGAUUGAUGACUUCAACAGUGGUAAAAUACAAUAUGCAUUCCUGAAAGUCGACAUGCCAAGCGGGAGUAUAUGUAAAUAUGUUCUUAUAAACUGGCAGGGCGAAGGAGCGCCAACAGUCCGCAAAGGGACAUGCGCGAACCACAUAAAACAUGUAGCGAAUUUCUUCACCGGAUUCCAUUUGACCAUGCACGCGCGGACGGAAGACGAUCUUGAUGAGAAGGUGAUCUUGGAUAAACUGGCGAAGGCUGGCUCCGCGUUCAACUUCAAGUCGAGUAGGCCGGAGGAGUUGCCGCCCAGCGGGCCGGUGGGGACGGCCUAUCAGAAAGUAAAUCCUGUUCAAGAAAUCAAUUCAAAAGAAAGAGAUCAGUUCUGGUUGAAAGAAGAGCAAGAAGAAAAGAAACGAGUAGAAGCAGAAAGAAAAAGGAGAGAUGAGGAGAAGAGAAGAGCAGAAGAAGAAGUAAAAAGAAGAGAAUUGGAAGCGAAAAAGAAAGCGAAAACCGAAUUAGAAACGCCGGCUGGCGAGGAGAUGGCGGCGGGCGGCGCGCUCAGCGCGAGCGAGGCGCUGCGGCGACAGCGCUCGGCUGAGGCGCGCGCACUCAUCGGCUCCUCCACCGCCGCCGCGCGCAAGCUGUUCCAGCAGAACCUCGCGCAGGGACAGCUCAACACCUCACGAUCAAACUCUACACCAGAAAAACCAGCGCGCAGUUCAGUGAUCGCGCAACGAAUCAACACAUUCUCACAAGCACAAUCACCACAACCGACAUCUCCAGUGAAAACACCGACCAAGCUCGAACCCAAGGCACCAGAACAGGAGCAACCCAAAACGAGUCCGUUGAAAAACAUAGACAAGAUCAAAAUGAGUCUAGAAAGCCCGUCGCAGAUACAAUACGAGCCUAUCAUAGACCCCUCAGACCUAAGUCCUAGUACAGACAACGAACCGAGUUCAUUCAGUGCGAUAAACUACUCGGAGUACGUUCAAAAUGAGAAUAAUUACAGGGAAAUAGCAACGGAUGCGUUGAAGCAAAGCGAGCCGAUGAUCAAACAGAACAUUCUAGAGAACGACAUGUUUGAUGCAUCAUAUUCUAGUUCUAACGAGAAUGAUGAUGAUGACAGUGACAAUAAAUUCAGUACUAUCAAGCGGUCACCGUACAGUAAGAACAAUAUGGCCGAUGAACAGGAUAGAGAGUUGAGUCGGCAGAACACUGUUAUCGAGAAUGUUAACUAUAAGAAGGAAUCUAAUGGUACUACACUGGAUGACGUUUCUCCAGAAGGUUUAGAAGAAGAGGGUACGAUAUACGAAGAUCUAAAUGAAGACCCUGGACUGACGGCGAGAGCACUUUACGAUUACCAAGCUGCGGAUGAGUCAGAGAUAACAUUCGACCCGGGUGACAUAAUCACGCACAUAGAACAGAUCGACGCGGGCUGGUGGCAGGGGCUCGGCCCCCACGGGGACUUCGGACUUUUCCCUGCCAACUAUGUGGAGCUACUACCCGCCAAACCGCGCUAGAUCAGCAUUCCUGCAGGACAUACAGUAACUUAUGCAAAUACGGUAACUUGACUAUGAACUACAGUAACUUGAUUAUGUAACUGCCGUAACUUGAUUAUGCAACUAUAGUGACUUGAUUACACAACUACAGCAAUUUGCUUUUACAACAAUAAUCCCAUAAACUGAUGCUGAGGGAAGUAUUAGAUAUAUUUUGUACCCGUGUACAUAUUGUAUACAGUGGCCCAAAAGCUGCCUUCCGCAAUAGCUCGAGCAUUUAAUUGAGUAACAUAUAGAUUGCUUGAGCAGUCAAUGAUUAUUUCUCAUGUGGUCUGAUUUGACUGUUCUAACUGUCUGGUAAUGUCUGUAUUCUAGUUACUUAACCCAUAGCUAAUCUAUGCCAUAGAUAUAUCUUGUCUAUACAAGCAUAUAUUUUUUACCAUUGCUGAAUAUCUACAGUUUAUCAAUAAUCAUAACAAGCUUAAAUCUUCAUUCUGCAGAAAUAAUUUUUAAAGUAUCCAAAUUUCAUACAAGGCAUUGUAUGAAAUUUGGAUACUUUACAACUUUGUAACUGUAUACAUUUUAAUAUUAUGUAUUGGUGAAGUGUAGUUUGUUGUGAUUUGAUUUAUUCAUUGUGUUUGAUGAAGGCGGGUGAAGUAAUGUUAUUUCAUUAUGAAAAUGCUUUAAAAAUAUAACAACGUUUGAGGCGGAAACCAGUAUGUUAAAAAGUAUUAAUUUCAUUAAAAUUAGGUGGAUCAGUAAUAGAAUGAAAAAUAAAUCACAAUCCUAUGAAAAAAAAAAAAUGAGAUGUUGACUAUGUUUCAUUUAAAUAUACUAAGCAUCAUAUUCCAAUAGGACGGAAUAAGCUUCAUACAAGUGCACAAGUAACAUAGUUUUUGCGUUUUAUUUUGAUAUACUGAAUCAAAAUAAUCGAUUUCUGGAGUCACAAAAUUUGAAUAUUGCUCCAUUUUGCGAGAAAGUUAUAGAAAAGUUUCUUUCAAACAAGUUUCCAAUGUUUAUAUUCUGAUAAUAUUCAGCCCUUAUAAAUAAAUUUGAGAUUAGUCAACAUCCCUAUAACUUCAGUGCGGUGAACUAAAAAAGUGACAAAUCGAAGUUUUGUAGAUAUAUUUCAGAGCAAUGGCAACCCACAAUCAAAAACCCUGAUUUCAUAGACUGUGAUUGUAAAAGAAUUUUGUAGAUUUACAUAGAAUUUUCUAGUAUUUCUUUUUGGUAAUAGUAGGUUUUUGAUAGUAUUGACAAUGUUGUCAUUGGCCUGAAGAAAUAUGCAAUAUUUGUGCAUAGACAAUUUCUGUUAUAACUAUUAGUUGUUAAUGACUUAUCUAGCCUUUUAUAUUUGCCUAGUAUUAUUUCUUUGCUUUGUUUAGAAUAUUGUUGAAUGGAAAUAUUUCCUAAUAUCAGUGUUGAUCGUAAAUGACAGUAAUAACCAUUUAUGUGUAAUAAAAUGUCAAAACCACAAUCAUAUCUAUAAAAGGAUCCAUGAUAGUUUUAAUUAGUAACUUUCUAAGUUCUUGGGCAGUCGAACAUCAAAUUGCUCAUGAAAUAUAUCUAACUAAAAUUCAUGAUUGCUAUCGACACUUACAAAUAAGUCAAAGAUUCUUUCGUGCAACUACGAUUCAAUUCUACGCGACUAUUGUCAUUUACAGUCAAAAACGCUAAUUCCUAUGAAAUAUUCCGUUCGACAUGUAUUCAGUAUGUCGAUUUGUUACGUGGAAGUUAUAUACAA